Pristis pectinata (smalltooth sawfish) is the source of this 1125-nucleotide messenger RNA. RefSeq names its product leucine rich repeat containing 2 (gene smim22). Lineage: Eukaryota; Metazoa; Chordata; Chondrichthyes; Rhinopristiformes; Pristidae. The record is from RefSeq and is a predicted model, not a curated record. The coding region runs from base 1 to 1125 and encodes 374 amino acids. Gene Ontology annotation, molecular function: protein binding. The transcript has 8 exons.
AUGGCUCCUGUUGUAGUUGUUUUUGACCUGUCUUCUGUAAGAAGCUUAUGGGAAGGAAGAAUAAAAAAAUAUAAAGAGCGACAAAGAAAAGAGAGGGAAAUACAGGAGAGAAGUGCAUUAGCAAAGAUCAAUGAGGAGUGGACACAGAGGCUUGAACGUAGAAGAAGAGCCAUUAGGAAUUCCAUUGGGCAGAAUAAACGUGUAAUGAAUGGUGAAGUGCACGUUCGAAUGAACCUUUUAAAAAGCACGGGAAAGAACACUCAGCUCCUAAAUUUUCUGGACUUGACAAAGAAUACCAUAACCAAGGACAAAAGAUUUAUUUUUGAAUUGCAAGGAAUGGAAUGGAAGGAACUUCCUGAUUCCUUAAGGGAGAAGACUUACCUCAAAGAGUGGCAUAUUAAGAAAACAAGCAUAGAAGUCAUUCCAUCAUUUAUUGCCAUGUUCCAGGAUCUGAUUGUGAUGGAUUUAUCCAGGAAUUGUAUCAAGGAACUUCCAGCUGAAAUAGGCAAGCUGACCAAACUGAAAGAGCUGAAUGUUAGUUGCAACAAGCUCACAUCCAUUCCACCAGAGCUUGGGAACUGUGAGAACCUGGAGAAACUGAAUUUAGCAAGUAACCUGGAACUGGCCGAGCUCCCAUUUGAGCUGCGUGAUCUGCAGAAACUCAGCCACUUAGAUCUGUCCUCGAACCAGUUUCUGAGCAUGCCCAUAUGUGUCCUUCGGAUGUCAAACCUCAAGAACCUAGAUCUUAGCAGCAAUAAACUGAAAGAGCUUCCUCAGGAUCUGGACAGACUCAGUGAGCUCCAGUCCCUUUUCCUUCAGAAGAACAAGUUGACCUACCUACCCAAAGUCUUGUGUAGAAUGCCUAAUCUAAAGAUGUUAGUUGUCAGUGGCGAUGACAUAAAGAACUUGCCAACUUCUCUUAUGACGGAUCCCAAUCUAAAAUAUAUUGAUCUACGGGAAAAUCCACUUGACAAUAUCAAAGAUAAUGCAGUCAGUGAAAUCCUUGAAGAUGAUGAACAUAAAGAAUUUGAAAAAGAUUUGAUGCACACGUAUUUUCAGGAUUUGGAAGAAAGAGAAACAGUGCCAACCUAUACAACAAGGGUCUCUCUAAGCCUUCAGCUCUGA